Messenger RNA from Podarcis lilfordi (Lilford's wall lizard), 11220 nucleotides. The record is from the annotation of a GenBank genome assembly. NCBI's taxonomy places the organism in Eukaryota, Metazoa, Chordata, Lepidosauria, Squamata, Lacertidae.
AUGGCUUCUGAUUCUAUGGUCCCAGAGCAAGCAAAGCAUCAUGUGGUAAAAGGCAGAAGGCAGCAGCCACAGGAAAGGUCACCUUUGAACAGUGAUGGUGAAGAAGAAACAUUUGUAUUUGAAGCAAAUGAAGCUUGGAAGGAUUUUCACAGCUCUCUCCUCCGAUUCUAUGAAGCUGGGGAGCUUUGUGAUGUUACGCUGAAGGUGCUGAUUCCAUAUUUCCUCCUUUGUGUGUAUGUGUUUUGAGUGUAGAAUGGUUUGUGCGUUUAUUAAUUCACUAGAAAAUAUAUUAGCUUUGCAUCAUUUAUGUUGACAACAUUUGGAAGUUAGUGCCAUGCAGUGUUGCCUUCCCUUUAACCAAAACUCUUCCUAGUAAUGCUGCAAGUCAGCAGACUAUUUGGUGCUUGUAGGGAGAGUGUGAUUGUGCUAAAUUUAUGGACUUGAAUUCAAAUUUAAAAGUUUUUUUUUCUAUUAUUGUAAGAGGCCACAGUACCUAUAUAAACCCACUCAACUUAUGUGACAUGGCUGCCAUCUUGUUUAGAUAAUGUCAUAUAUGCAAGCCUGGUCUUAACAUUCUCUUCCUUACGAGGAUGGGUCCAAUCAGAUAAGAGGAUGCUCAGUGAAGGUUGCUGAACACCAAGGGUAGGCUGUGGGUUAGCCAAUCCCAGUGGUGUUUCCAGGUUUCUAAGCGCACCUCUUCACUUUCUCCCAUGUAAGUAGUAAUUGCCAUUCUCUUCUAGUGGGAAAAGCCCUAAUAUUGGGGAUAACAAUUUUGAGGUGGACUAAGUUGCUACUCUCCCCUCUUCCUUCUCCUAUAACAGAGUGUGUGGGUAUGGGUGUAUUGGAAUGGGAGUACAUUAGCACUGUUUUGCAUUUCUGUGGCAGUGCACCAAGGCUCUUGCUUGUCUGUGGAAGGAGAAGAAUACUACUUCUGCAGUGCUUUGAGAAAGUAUAUAACAGUUUACAACUGCUAGUACAGUGGUACCUUGGGAUGCAAACGGGAUCCGUUCCAGAGCCCCGUUCGCAUCUUGAACAAAACUUAAGAUGCGACUGCGCGUGCGCAGGUCGCGUUUUGCCGCUUCCGCUAAUGCACGGGAUGUCAUUUUGACCGUCUGUGCAUGCGUGAGCGGCGAAACCCGGAAGUAACACGCUCCGUUACUUCCGGGUCGCCGCAGAGCACAACUCGAAAAUACUUAUCCUGAAGCGUAUUUAUCCCGAGGUAUGACUGUAUCCACAAAAAUGCCCUGAGAGCCCAGCUGCUUAGUUAAUGGGUUUCAGGCAGCCUAGGUUUACUACAUAUUUUGUCCUUUUCUUUCUUUUCUCUCACCACCAAAGGAACACAAGUGAACAACACAAGCAACGCUGACACCAAACUCUACAUACAUUAAACAUAAUAGAAACACCGCCACCCGACCCCACCCCCAUCCAUCUUAUCUCUCUCCACCCCCCUUUUCUUUUUUCUUUUUUUUUUUUUCUUCUCCCCCUAAUGCCUCAACAAAUGAAACGGAUUUGUAAAAAUGUUACAUGGUGAAAAAAAAAUACGAGGCACUACACUUCUGUAAAACAAGAAAAUCCUUAAUAAUAAUAAUAAUAAAAAAGGUCCUCUUAGGUGCCCUACAGGCAAUUGCAACAGUGGCAUGGAGGCAACUCUUCCAAGGGUUCAUCCCAUAGUUCUCUUGUAAUCAGGGUCACAGCUAUAUAUUGCCUGGUUACCAUGGAUGAUUAGAAAGUUUCUCCUAGGCAAAAGGAUGACUUGGAGCCCAUUUCCUGUAGCACAUUCCUGUUUUAGUGCUUUUUAUGUUGUAUCUCUUUUUAUGAUACAGUUUUACCAUUUUUAUCUUGUAUUCUUGUAUGUUGCUUAAAGAUUUUUAAACAAAGUGGUUUAUAAAUUAUUUUAAAUAAAUAAGUAAAUAAUUUUGAGGGACUGCCUAGUUCAGUGGUACCGUGGGUUACAAACUUAAUUAAUUCAUACAACUCAAAUUGACAUUUUUUGACAGUGAAACUAAUCUCUGCAGAAGAGAAAAAGUUGAUUAAUAGAAAAUAUUAUCAAGAGGAUUUUUGUACCUGAAAACACAUCCUGCAAAUUUAAGAAAAACAGCUGGGUGGGGGAAGCUAGCUUCUUUAAUAAGGAACCUAAAGACUACUGGAUCAUAAAAUGUAAACUUUCAUUAGACUCAUAUCCUUAUUAUCAAUUGAUAGUUAAUCUUUAAAAUCAUAAAAGGCACAAAUAUUUUCAGCCGUGUUGACUAUCCAGUGCAAACCCAUUCUUCCAUUUCUGUGCUGAAAUAGCACAUUUAUUUUAUUCCAUUUAUAUCCUGCCCUUCCUCCUGCUUUAGGGUUUGUGUAUGAACAUUGGUCAUUUGUUACUAAUCUAGUGGUAGAUAACCAAAGUGGUUGCAUUGCCUUUUCCAUGGUCAAAUUGUACGCACAGAUCCACUAGCCUUGUAAUGCAGCAAAAUUGACCCGGCAUAGUGAUGUCUGUCCUUUUUUCAUGGCAGCACAUUGUCUAAAGUCAUGUACAGCUAAUUGCUUUUCAUCAUUUCUUGGCAAGAAAGUGUUUUGGCUGCAUUAGAUUGCUGUGGCUGUGGAUUAUUAAAAGAACAGCUAAUUGAGAUGACUGGAUAAAACUACUAGAAAUAAUUCAGGGAUGGAACUUUAUCAUUAAGCUAGUUGAAAGUGGGACUAAUGAAAAAUGAUUUUCUCUUGCAGUUAAAGCAAAAAGUAAGUUUUACAACUGAAUAUGAACUGCAUAUUCAUUGCUGAAAUAUUCAUCAAUACAAAUAAGGUUGUGAUACUGCGAUCAAUAUAAUUUAUCUUUCAAAUUUAUAUAAAUACUUGAUGGAGGCUUCUCAAUAAAAUGUUAUGACUCUUAAACAGUACCAUACAUGUAUACUAAUCUAUACAGAGAAUUGUCAUUGAUCUGAGUAGUGUUGUUAGUCAAUUUUCUGUUUAUUCAAUUUUCUUGAUAGUUCUGAGGUCAAUACCCCUUUGCACUUCUGGAUUUGAUUAAUGCUAAUAAUUUUUAAAAUCCGUUACUACAUCUUUAGAAUUCGAGACCACAGCUUCUUUGUAUUAAGGUAAAACAAUUAACUCUAUUAAUAUAAAUGUAUGUUAUUCCACAGGUGGGUUCGAAGUUAAUCUCCUGUCACAAGCUUGUCCUGGCUUGUGUUAUUCCAUACUUCCGAGCCAUGUUCCUUUCUGAAAUGGCAGAAGCUAAACAGGCAUUGAUUGAGAUCAAAGACUUUGAUGGUGAUGCCAUAGAAGAUUUGGUCAAAUUCGUCUAUUCAUCUCGACUGACUCUGACGGUAGACAAUGUCCAGCCUCUCUUAUAUGCGGCCUGCAUUCUUCAGGUAGAGGUAGUGGCCAAAGCUUGCUGUGAAUACAUGAAACUACACUUCCAUCCUUCAAAUUGCCUGGCAGUGAGAUCCUUUGCGGAGAGCCACAAUCGUAUUGACUUGAUGGAUAUGGCCGAUCGCUAUGCAUGUGAACAUUUUGCUGAAGUGGUGGAAUGUGAAGAUUUUGUGAGUGUGUCACCUCAGCACCUUCAUAAACUGUUGUCUUCCAGUGACCUGAGCAUUGAAAGUGAAAAGCAGGUUUAUGGUGCUGCUAUUAAGUGGCUUCUGGCCAAUCCACAGCAUCAUGCUACAUGGUUAGAUGAAAUAGUUGCUCAGGUAAGGACCAGAUGAGAAUGGAGUAACUAAAUCUAUUGGUGUCUCAUAAUAUGCAGAGGUGGGGUGAUCUGUGGGGUGAUUAUACUGGUUCUCCACAUUGGAACUAGAUCAUUUUUUUUGUUCUCAAAAAAGAUUGAUACUUAAGACAAUUUUUCUCUUACGCAUUCUUUGUGACAAAUUGAAGUUGAGGUCACUUCUGUUAAAUCCCUGAAAACUACGGGUUUCUCAAAAGCAAAUUCGGUUACUUUCCAUCUCAGAGCCAGGUCACACACAUCUGCAUCUUGUCACCACACAUUAUUUGAUGACUUGCAGCUGAAUGCAUGAGCAGCGUUGAUUUGUGGAGAGAUUAAAUAUUUUAUGCAUGUCAGUCAUAGUUCAAAAGUGCAGGCAGCAAGUAAUCACAAUGUGUGUGUAAGUAGGAUGUGUCAGGGUUCACAGCAGCUAUACACAUGGAGGAAUGUCACUGUUGUUACAACUAAAUGGAAUCUUGUUUUUUCAUCUUCUGGAUCUCUCUCUAGUGAAGACAUAGGACAUACAUACUGGGUUCAGUUGUAGGCCAUACAGAUGCAAAUAGAGGAUCAUGAUGUUCUCCAUGAUGUCUCUGGAGGCUUGCCUAGUAAUUGCUGAGAACUGUUACUAUUGGUUCAGCUGACCACCAAUAAUCUCCAUUCUCCUAGGUGCGCCUACCACUGUUACCCAUUUGUUUUCUCAUGGGAGUAGUGGCAAAAGAAGAAAUUGUCAAGCAGAACCUAAAAUGUCGGGACUUGCUGGAUGAAGCAAGGAACUACCACCUUCACUUAAGUAGUCAUACCGUGCCAGAUUUUGAGUAUUCUGUACGGACAACACCAAGGAAACGCACCGCAGGUAACUAGUUUCUGAGGCACCAGUGUUUUAGAAACUCACAAAAAGUCUAUUCUGUAGAGGUGUAAGUACUCACGGUAGAAUAGCUAAAGACAAGAUAAAUGAAUUUGUACACAGCAUAACAUUAGUAAGCCUUGUCAUUUUAUUUAAGUGCCUUAGGGUGUAGCUUUUUAAAUUCAUUUUGUGUGGGGGGAGGGAGAAUCUGUAUCUACACAAAAGGUUGGUUCACAAUGGUAUAGCAUUGCCUUGGCAUGAGCCUCUGAUUUGAAUGCUAAACCAUGGAAUACCGUCUCAACUGAGGUGCUAAAUUUCUUGUCUUGAACAGUAUGUAUUACAGCCUAACAGUCCCAAUGUACAAUCCUUAGAUACAUUAAUGCAUUUGAAUGAUGGAGAACAGUUUUCAACAUAAAAAAAAAAAAUCCUUCCAGUAGCACCUUAGAGACCAACUAAGUUUGUUAUUGGUAUGAGCUUUCGUGUGCAUGCACACUUCUUUAGAUACGUAUGUUUUCAACAUAACAUACAAUCUGCCUCCAUUGCAACUGAUAACAAAAACUCCCACGUUAAAGGAGCUGAGCUUUGCCCGGUUUUUGUUGUUUACUUGAGUCAUCUGAAGCAAUGUGCUCUAUAGGAAUCUUGAAGCAGUGUGCUGAACGUGCCUGUGGUGGCAUUGACCAAAAACACGUAUCUCUUUAAAGUGGAGAGGGAUGUUGGGAUUGUGAAUGGACUAAAAUCAGGCUUGUUAAGGAGCCACUUGCCUGGAAGUCCAUGGUGAGUUAGAAUUGCCUUAGGCAGAUAGCCUCCUGCAAGUUGAAGCAAGCUGGUUCUCUUUAUGUUGGGCUGUCAAAAAUGCAUGUGAAUAGGGAGGCUAUUGAACAUUUUAAGGGGUUAUUAACUUUUGUGGAUCUUUCCACAAGCCUUGAUUGGGUGACUUGUCUAUUCCAGCUCUGACUUCCCUCUCAGUCUGUGUUGAAGCCUCAACCCAGUUCAUCCUAAGUUGAAGCAGGGUGGAACUGUUGCUGUUGAAUGACAAAUUGUCAGUGUUGAACAUUGAAAACAGUAAAUAACACUAAGCCAACCAAACAGACCAGUUUCUACUAUUUAGUUUUAACAGGACUUUUAAUGUGUGCUAUGUGCAGCAUUCUGUACUUUGCCACCCUGUGAAUUUUGUGUGAUGAAUACUGACGUUCUUAAGAAAUGAGGUGUUUGUGACUUUUGUUGUAUGUUUUCUGUUAGGUGUCCUUUUCUGUGUUGGUGGUCGUGGUGGAUCUGGCGACCCAUUUCGCAGCAUUGAAUGCUACUCUAUAAAUAAGAACAGCUGGUUUUUUGGCCCUGAAAUGAACAGUAGGAGGAGGCAUGUGGGUGUAAUCUCUGUGGGAGGUUGGUAAAAAGAAAUCUCUGCUCUAAAAUUGCUUUAUACUUUGUUGAAGUUAAUGACUCAGCCAUUCCAUCAACCAAAAUUACAGCCUUUGUAUACAAAAUAGCUGAGAAAUAGUAGUUGGCUUCUUGCAUAAAAAGAUGCAAUUGUUUCUGUUUUGCAGUCAACUGGUUUUGUGUUCUGGGUUUCUGCCCAAUGAAAUGUCCUCUCUAGUACUAAAAAUAUAACUCACAGCUUGAGUCUAGCCACAGUAGCUACCACUGAAUUCAACACUAGGAACUAUUUACUGUACUAGUAAAUAGCAUUGCAUCUUAAAUUAGAAAAGAUUUAAAGCUGCUGCCUUUUAAGGCUGCCUUUGUAUCCUAGAACUAUAAAGUAUCAUCAAGUCCCUGAGACUAUUAUUUUCCCCUGAUCUUUAGAUAAUAUGAUGCAGAUUUCUUUACAGAAAAAAAUUAUUGUAGACAUUACGCUAUAGCAGUAAUGGAAUAUAUAUAAUAGAGUGGCAAAAAAAUGUGAAUCUAAUUUCACUAGUGCAGCACAGUGAUUAUGUGUGAGCUAAGACCUGGGAAGCAGCUGUUUCACAUCUUGUCUUCUUGAUAUCAUACUAGAUGGCCACAGGUAAUAAUUUAAGGAGUUAGCCUAGUUUGUCUGACCAGAAAAUUUUAUAUGUUUCAGGUAAAGUUUAUGCAGUGGGUGGACAUGAUGGAAAUGAACAUCUGGGCAGUAUGGAAAUGUUUGAUCCUCUCACAAAUAAAUGGAUGAUGAAAGCAUCAAUGAAUACCAAAAGGUAUACAAACUUGGAAUGAACAUUCCAUUUUGUUGUUGUUGUUGUUGUUGUUGUUGUUGUUAAAGAAGUAGAUUCAUGUGGAACACAUUAGCAUUUAUUGAGAUAUACAUCAGAUAGGCUGUACAUAGAACAAGUACCUAGUCAUGGCCAAUGCCUGCAGUACAAAGUAAGAUGCAACACAGAAGGUGAAUAGUGGACAUAAAAAAUAUGAGAUGAGCAUGUAAAGUGAAAAACAGAAGUGGGGAAGGAACAAAAUAAAUUAGAAAAAGAAUCAGAGUUGUUAUUUUAGCUGAGGUAAUUGUAAAUAGAGUGUUUUGUGAAGCUGUUGGGAAUCCCCAAUAUAAGAGGAUUCUUUAUAUUCUUUUAAGAGUUUGGAAUAGACUGAUAAUGACAAAAUGGACUGUGUUCGUGGGGUAUCAGAAGGGAAAUUAAAACUGAAUUUAGGCCUUCAAAGAAACAUGGGGGAAUAAAGUGUGGAGGAGGCAUGAGGACAUCUAUGCCAUCUCCACCCCUGACCUUCCAACAUUGAGUGGAUUGGACCGUCCAACAUGCACAUAAUACUCAUUCAGACGUUUCUACUUGAAGUGAGAAAUCGGAACUAGAGCUGAAAAGGGCAGGGAAGCUGCUGCUGGUGGUACUGCAUGUGCCACACUUCAUUCCUCAUGUGUUGAUUGAAAGCAUGAAUGAGGCUUUUGUUUAUAAAAAAUUGGCCCUUGCCAGCAUACAGCAAGAAAGAAUUUAUGUCAUGGUCAAAACUUGCAGUUCACUGAUCUGUUAAAUCUUUAUGUUGUCGUUGAAUAUUAUUAUCUGGUGAUUAGUGUGGUUGAAAAAAAUUAAAGAAAAUUGACAGAAUUACAAACCUGCAAAUGUUCUAGAGUCCAAAAUCUGUUCUUUAAUUCUUUCUUUUGCAAUAUCUUGAAGAAACAUUUUCAAGGUCUCUUUGAUUAAGUAUACUUCAGCUGGGAAAGAAGCUUCAAUUUGUUAUUUGCCCUUGGGGUUUUAUUAACUUUGGUAUUCUUGAAAAGUUGCCAAAGUGAGGUAGAGCCACUGAUGCCUAGUAACUCACUUUGCCAGUUUGUAACUCACUUUGUCAGUUUGUUUUAAGAUUAUGUAGUCUGAUAACUAAUUGCGUUAUUUUAUUAGGAGAGGGAUUGCUCUGGCUUCUCUUGGAGGCCCCAUUUAUGCUAUUGGGGGACUGGAUGAUAACACUUGCUUCAGCGAUGUGGAGAGAUACGACAUUGAAUCUGAUCAGUGGAGUUCUGUGGCACCUAUGAAUACGCCCCGGGGAGGUGUUGGCUCUGUGGCUCUUGUGGUAAGCGACUCUGUUUUUUUUAUUGGCAUUCAAAGGGCAUCGGCACAGAAAUGUCGUAUAGCUCUGCCUUGCCUGCUUCAACAAGUGUAUUAAAAUACUUUAAGGUUAUAUGGAGGUCAAACUUUCUUGACUGUUCUUCACUACAUUGGUUUAAGGUGCCACUCUUGUAGUCGUGAUAAGAGGCAAUGAAAUAAGAGAUUGAAUAAAAGGUGGGAAAUGAAAUAUGGAAAGAAUAUAAUUUAAUUAAAAACAGAACUGAAGACUUUGCAGAGUUAAAAUAGAACUCUUCAGUGAAAGUGGAAAGUCUUUGCUUGGUAUCAUAAAAAACAAUAAACAACAAAAAAAAUAAACUAUUUUUAAUUUCUGUUAUUAUUCUGUGUCUUAAAAUAGUUAUUUAACUCUGUAAAACUUUGUCAAGUUUUUUAAUAUAUUAUUUUUAAUUAGAUUGGUUAGUUGCUUUAUCUUGCCAAAGGCAACCCAAAGCAACUUUCAACCAAAAUCUUGUUAUUAAGUGUUGUUCGUUGCAGUAUUUACCUGAUUGCAGGGUUUUUUGUGCUAAGCCUUGUUAUAUAGAAUGUUGUUAAUGUGGAUCUUGCUGUUUUAAUUCAUUUUAUUGUUUUAUUGUCAGUUUGUUUUAAGAUUAUGUAGUCUGAUAACUAAUUGCGUUAUUUUAUUAGGAGAGGGAUUGCUCUGGCUUCUCUUGGAGGCCUCAUUUAUGCUAUUGGGGGACUGGAUGAUAACAUUUUAUUGUUUUUGCCCAGAGGAUUUUUCAUUUUUUUUGGAGGGGUAAUUGAUAAAAAGACUAUAUUUACUAAAUAGAAUUAAAUAAUGAAUGUGGGUUCAUAUAAGUACAGUAUAACUUUGGCAAGUAUAAAAUAAGUAAUAUACACAGGCAAUAAUUUUGAAACCUGAAAACUCAUCUAGUAAAUUGGAUUGAAAGCUCGCUGUUGUGUUGGCAAUGAUUAUAUGGUGCUCAAAAUUUUAUCCUUGGGGAUAGACUGCUGCUGCCUAGCAAGCUGGUUGACAACUGUUUCUUUAUACAUUGUGAGAGCAGAAGGGACACAUCUUCAUUUUUGCUGCAGUAUCACACCUAAUUCACCCUUGGGCCUGGCUGUUGGAUAGAACAUACAUUUGAUCUUUCCUCUUUUCAGAACCAUGUAUAUGCUGUUGGUGGAAAUGAUGGUGUAGCUUCUCUCUCCAGCGUGGAGAAGUAUGAUCCUCAUCUAGAUAAAUGGAUAGAAGUGAAAGAAAUGGGUCAGCGAAGAGCUGGCAAUGGGGUUAGUGAACUCCAUGGCUGCCUAUAUGUGGUAGGUGAGUAGCACCUAGACGUUUUUCCAUGUGCAUAACUCAUCUUCUUGUAGCUUUGCUGUAAGUGUUUGAAACAACAUCAUCAAAUGAUUACACUGGAUUUUAAGUAUUUUCGUCGCUGGCUGUGGACAAUACUAUAUUUUGUGAUAAAGUGAUAAACAAGCUAUCUUUUUUCAAGGCAACAGUGCACUACUGGGCAUAAACCUCGGGCUCCUCUUCUUACUAACAUUGAGGUACACUUGCUUACAGAUCAUGCUAACAAUGGACUAGGAUUUAGCUUUAUAAGAAUUGUGGGCUUUUAGGUCAAAUAGCAGAUCCAUUGUAUUUUUUUGCACUGUUUGAAUAACUGGGUCACUAUGCAUCCUCUAGCUUUGCUCCGCAGAACAGCUUGUGAUAAAACUAUUGCAUAGUCUGAGAGAAGAUUUCAUGCUUCACUUAUAUGUAUAUGCCUUGAUGCAGGUGGCUUUGAUGACAAUUCUCCGCUGAGCUCUGUUGAACGAUUUGACCCUCGCAGCAACAAGUGGGAAUAUGUAGCGGAGCUUACAACGCCUCGGGGUGGAGUUGGCAUAGCAACGUUAAUGGGCAAAAUCUUUGCUGUUGGAGGGCAUAAUGGAAAUGCUUACCUGAAUACAGUGGAAGCCUUUGAUCCUGUGGUGAACAGGUAACUUUGAUUCUUGCUUUUACAGAGCUAGGUCUUUAUGCUGGAUGAGACGUGAACCAACGGAUUCAAGUUACAAUGGUACCUCAGGUUACAUACGCUUCAGGUUACAGACUCUGCUAACCCAGAAAUAGUACCUCGGGUUAAGAACUUUGCUUCAGGAUGAGAACAGAAAUCGCGCAGUGGCAGCAGCAGGAGGCCCCAUUAGCUAAAGUGGUACCUCAGGUUAAGAACAGUUUCAGGUUAAUAACGGACCUCUGGAACGAAUUAAGUACUUAACCCGAGGUACCACUGUACAAGAAAGGAGAUUCCAACCCAACAUCAGGACAAACUUUCUGACAGUAAGAGUUGUUCAGCAGGAAAAAAAUCCCACAAGAGGUGGUGGACUCUCCUUCCUUGGAGAUUUUUAAGCAAAGUUUGGAUGGCCAUCUGUCAUGGAUGCUUUAGUUGAGUUUCUUUCAUGGCAGUGGGUUGGACUAGAUGUCCCUUCCAAUGCUACAAUUCCAUGAUUCUGUGAAAAGUAGGGAAAAUCUGUGUAGUUGAUGUUAAAGUCUCACUUUCUCUAUUGCAGCUGCCACCAAGCAGUUAUUAGACUUAGUAUUCAUUCUAGGGGAUUGGCAAAUGUACAAGUGAAAAGGGUUGUGGGUUUUUUUUGACAGACCUGUUGUAAUGGAUGAGUCUAGGAAGCAGAAAAGCAGGAAUUUUGACAAAGUAGAGAUGGUAGGAAAAAAGUACCCCAGAACUCAUUCAUUGUUCUUAGACAUAUAUAAGCAAUUAUAAAAAUCUUGUUUUAAAAUUAUAUUUGACCUUGAACUAUUGCUGUCUUUGUGCAUGGGAAGCUAAACCCUCUCCUCUGCCUAGUCUUGCUAUUUAAAUACAAAUGGACCAUCAUUUAGUUCUUCAGCAAAGUUUCCUUCAUGGGUAGUGGUAGAACCCAUAAAUAGUUACAAAAAUAAAAUAGAAGCAAUUUUCAAAAUUAGCACUGUAUAAGAGAUUUUGUCACGCUAAGCUGUGUAGGAAAGAUGUAGCUAAGCUUUUUUCACUUUAAGAUAUUUGACAUGCCAAGGACAGUUGCAUUGCUAACUCCCCUUGUAUUCAAUUUUUCCUCUUUCAUUCUUUCUCAGGUGGGAGCUUGUUGGUUCCGUGUCUCACUGCAGAGCUGGGGCUGGUGUAGCCGUGUGUGCCUGCCUUGGCAGCCAGAUCCGCGACGUGGGUCAAGGGUCCAGCAAUGUGGUGGAUUGCAUGUAA